Messenger RNA from Drosophila elegans, 1715 nucleotides. RefSeq names its product prolyl 4-hydroxylase subunit alpha-1. Gene Ontology annotation, biological process: peptidyl-proline hydroxylation to 4-hydroxy-L-proline. Gene Ontology annotation, molecular function: procollagen-proline 4-dioxygenase activity; iron ion binding; protein binding. The coding region runs from base 49 to 1638 and encodes 529 amino acids. The transcript is spliced from 7 exons. Gene Ontology annotation, cellular component: endoplasmic reticulum. The record is from RefSeq and is a predicted model, not a curated record. Lineage: Eukaryota; Metazoa; Arthropoda; Insecta; Diptera; Drosophilidae.
UGAUAAGCUGUAGAAUUUUGUAUCACUUGAAGGAGUCACACGACUCUAAUGAAUGGCAAAUGUAUGCUAAUAUCAGGAUUCGUCCUGCUUCUUUUGCUUUUUAUAACAUUAGCCGAUGGAAUAAGUCAAGGGCCCAAAAGCCAUGCUUUUUCGGUGGCUUCAAUGGCAUCGCUUCUUGAAACUGAAAAGAGGCUAAUCGACAACCUCGAAGAGUAUGCCAAUGCUUUGGAACAGAAGCUGCAGGUCUUUCGUGGCUAUAUCCCAAUUAUGAAGAAAGAAAACGAAAGUGGGCGUCUUCACACUAUUUCCUACCUGGGCAAUCCUAUAAAUGGCUUUUCACUCAUCCGACGACUUCAUCAAGAUUGGCCCAAAUGGCAGAAAUACCUGAAACAGCCAGUGGGCAUUGUUCAGUUAAGAAACUUUAAGGGCUGGAGGAAAGAUCUUCCCCAGAAAGCGGACUUGUGGGAUGCCUGUGCCGGCAUAACCCGCAUACAAAAGAUUUAUGAACUUAAAGUUGAAGACAUUAUCAGGGGUAAACUUAAUGGCAAGCAGUACAAUGCUUGCAUGAGUUCUGCAGAUAUUUUUGCGGUGGGGCAACAUUUGGCGAAGACAAAACAAUCGACAGAAGCUGUUUUAUGGUUGCAGGAGGUUUACUCUCGCCUCCAGGAGGAACUUCCGAUUAUUCCUGAGCACCUGUUGAUUGGGGAGAUAGAGGUCCUUAAAUUACUGGCGGAAAACUAUUUGGCAGAAGAUCUCCACUUAAAAGCCUUAACUUUACUUGAAAAUGAUCUAAAGCCUUACAAGCACAAUGCUAAAUUUUUGCGACUCUGGCAAAAAACAAAAGACCUCUUAAAAAGCCAGGAUGAGCUUUCAUUGAAAAGAAACAAACAGCCAGAAGGUCUGAUGGCAAGGAACUUAAUGUUGAGCUGUAAAGGGUUGCUUGGGGGAUCAACUAGGCAGCACUGUUUAUACAACUUCAGUACCACACCUUUUCUCCGUCUUGCGCCCCUUAAAAUGGAGCAGAUCGGACUGGAUCCAUAUGUGGUGCUUUAUCAUGAUGUCAUUUACCCACAAGAAUCGGCACAACUGAUAGACCUUGCUGUAUCGGGCUUACGCGUAAGCGGUACCGUCAAAGACAACGAUUCAAACAAAAAGCGGAUGAGGACUGUCAAGGCUCGUUGGGUGAAGAAGGAGUUGAACAAGCUGACUAGGCGCAUUACACGGCGAAUACGUGAUAUGACGGGCCUCGACCUCACCGAUUCAGAAAAGUUUCAGAUAAUCAACUAUGGUAUUGGUGGACACUACAACAUGCACAAGGACUAUUUUAACAUUACAACUACCCAUGCUAUGAAAAAUAGCAUGAGCGAACUCUUGGGAAACCGUCUUGCCACAGUUCUUUUUUACCUGACUGACGUAGAACAAGGUGGAGCCACUGUAUUUCCUGCAUCUGGUUAUACCAUAUAUCCCCGAGCUGGAACUGCACUUUUCUGGUACAACCUACAUACGGAUGGGAAUGGUGAUCCUUCCACUUUGCAUGCCGCCUGCCCAGUGAUUGUGGGCUCAAAAUGGGUGAUGAGCGAGUGGAUUAGUGAACGGAGUCAGAUGUUCCUCAGGCCCUGCCUUAAACUCUCACCAUAAACAGGCAGCUUAAGAAAAGUUUCCUUAGUAAAUUAAGUUUUCAAAAGAAAUCACCUUGUUAUAUAAGCAUGAAUGUA